Molecule: messenger RNA, 6866 nt
Organism: Misgurnus anguillicaudatus (oriental weatherfish)
Lineage: Eukaryota; Metazoa; Chordata; Actinopteri; Cypriniformes; Cobitidae
Source: RefSeq, a predicted model, not a curated record
UUUGGUACAGAUAUGUACUUUUGGUGUACCAGUAUGUACCUCUAAUGUACCAAUGUGUACCUUUUAGGUACAAAAGUGUACUUUUUGAGCCCAGUUACAACUUGUACCUUAUUUGUAGUGUGCUUUUAAACAUAGUGAAGGAGUUUUAAUAGUAGCCUACAGGCUGUUAUUUGAGAGCCAUCCUCGGGGCAAGCAGGUGGCCUGACAGACAACAUGAGUGGCAGGAGGGACUGGACUCAACAUUCUUGGCUGGCAGAGGAUUUACCUUUUAUUCACCCAGGGUGCUCUGUAUCCUAAUGCCUGUGCCCUUGUCAGUCUUUUGGGGCUCUUCUAUCAAAACUGCACUAUAGAUUUCUCCUUCUGGAAGAAGCGAGAGGUACCAAUCCCUAUCUAAUCCUGACCAGUUUCCAGCUCUGACAAAACAGAGGAAGAAGAAGAGUACAGAUGUUGGUUAAAGGAAUGGCGGAGAUGUUGAAAGCACGCUAAAUGUCCUCAACGUCCUGGAUGAACUUUUGUCAGCAGGCACAGACAGACGGAUUCAGUUUAUGAUAUCGAAAGGGGGCAGCGAGGCUCUUUUGACGGCUCUGGGGAACACCGCCCGGUGCCACACCCCCAACUACACCAUCCUGCUGCCGCUGCUGCACCUUCUGGCCAAGGUGGGCCACCGAGAUCGUCAGAUUGGUGUGAAGGCAGAGAAGACAGACGCGGUUCUCCUGGUUCUGGAUUUGCUACGGCAGAAUGUAAAGAACGCCAGAAGAGCUGCGGCCUGCCUGUGGGUCAUCCAAGUCUUCUGUUCUUCCGUGAGCACUGCGGUCGUGCUGGGGAGGAACCGAGGCCUGGACGUGGUCUUCAAGCUCAUAUCUCCACACACAACUAAGCACUUGCGCACUGUCAAGGCGGCCGUUGACGCUUUUGCCGCAAUGUUGUGCUCAAAGGUCAACUGUCGGACUGCCGUUGCCAAAGGUUACAUCUCUGAUCUUCUGAAGCUGUAUCAAGACUGGCACAACAACGAUGCCAACCAUGAGAACAUUCCUAUCCGCAAAGCCUUACUGCAUUGUAUGCACCGUGCCGCCAACUCGAGUGUGGGCAGAGACGCUCUUGUCGCUGAGGGUGGCAUGCGUCUUCUCCUCCAAACCACGCAGACCUUCUUGACCUUAAAAAGCCUCGAGUCGCUGGUGGAGCCAGCAGUCCAGCUUAUGAGGAAGUGCUAUCCUAAAGUCCCCAUUCCACUGAGCUCAGAUAAGAGCACCUACAGCUUUCCUCUUCCUGGGAGACCUGUCGAUGACUGGGACGCUGAUUUAGGACCUUACGAUGGCAGUUUAGAAGAUGACAGUGACGAGGACAUGGAGAACGAAGAUCUAGACAAGGACUAUGAGGAUGACCUAGAAACAGAUGUCAACAAGCUGCAACCCCGACCCGAGCCUGACAGACCCCUGGAGCAGCUGGGCCAAUACAUGCGCUUCUGCCCAGAACUGCACCAUGACUUCCAGGACUUGGAAUCCAGCUCUGAGGUUGAUGAAAGCUCAAGUGAAGAUAGUCCUCUGGAGGGGGACUUCAACAAGAAGAAGGCGCAUAGCAGUAAAUCUAAAGCAGGCCAGAGGAACCCCUUGUCACCCUCCGGUUCGGAAUCCUCCAACUCCACUGGGAUAGACAAAAAGCAGAAUCCCGGAUCGGAGGAAGAGAGCCAUCUCCAAACGAGUGAUUUGCACACACAUUACCUCAACUGCUCCAGGAACAUCCAGGAGGGCCACUGCACCAUGGUGGACCGGCUUUUGGAGAAGUAUGGGACCUGGAUUCCCAACCACGAUCCACGUCUGUAUGCCUCCACUGCAUUUGAUACCAAGUCUAUUGGUGGAUACUCCAUCCUAGCUUUUCCUGACUUUUGGGGAAACUUGCCUCCAAAAAAACAAGAACCAAUGGCUAAAAGACCACCACAUGUACAGAGAAAGAAAGUUUUCGAAGACAUCCAGCGUCUUCUCUGCACCGAGGAAAUUAUCAACAAGGUUGCUUUCGACCUGGAAGAUCCGAGUCUGCAGUGUUCCACCGAAGAACGUCCCGGCUCACUUCGGUUCUUCUCCAAAUUCGAGAGUGGGAACCUGCGAAAAGCCAUUCAAGUUCGCAGUCAUGAAUAUGAUUUGAUUCUCACCGCCGAUGUCAACUCCUCUGAACACUAUCAGUGGUUUUAUUUUGAAGUCAGUGGUAUGGUGGCCGGAGUGCCGUACCGCUUCAAUGUCAUCAACUGUGAGAAAGGAAACAGCCAGUAUAACUACGGUAUGCAGCCUGUACUGUAUUCGGUGAGGGAGGCUUUGGAUGGGAGACCACACUGGGUGCGAUCAGGCUCUGAGAUCUGCUACUACAGAAAUCAUUUCUGCCCUAAAGGACGUCAUCGUUCUCAUUUCUACACGCUGACGUUCACAGUGACCUUUCCACAUGAUGAUGACGUGUGUUACCUGGCCUAUCACUACCCCUACACCUACUCCACACUGCAGACCCAUCUGAAGAUGUUGGAGAAGUCGGUAGAUCCACGGAAGAUUUUCUUUAGACAGCAGAGCCUCUGCGACACGCUGGCGGGGAACUCCUGCUCCAUAGUGACGAUCACAGCCUGCCCCGCUUCCAAAGCCUGGAAAGAUCUGCACCAGCUGCGUAACCGGCCAUGUGUGGUACUGACAGCAAGGGUUCAUCCAGGGGAGAGCAAUGCCAGCUGGGUAAUGAAGGGUACACUGGAGUUCCUGUGCAGCAAUGAUCCUAUAGCAGAGAGUUUGAGAGAGGCCUACAUCUUCAAAGUCAUCCCUAUGCUCAACCCUGAUGGGGUCAUUAAUGGCAAUAAUCGCUGCGCUCUCAGCGGAGAGGAUCUCAACAGGCAGUGGCUAAAACCGGACCCUGUUUUAAGCCCGACGAUUUAUCACACCAAAGGGUUCCUGUAUUACCUCAACAGCAUAGGCAGAACUCCACUGGUGUUUUGCGAUUACCAUGGCCACUCCAGGAAGAAAAAUGUUUUUCUGUACGGCUGCAGCAUGAAGGAAACACUCUGGCAAUCUGGAUCUACAAUUAACACGGUCUCCCUGAAAGAAGACCCGGGUUACAGGACCAUCGCUAAAACUUUGGACCGAAUAGCUCCUGCGUUCUCGUUUAACAACUGCAACUAUCUGGUGGAGAAGUCACGGGCAUCCACGGCACGGGUGGUUGUUUGGAGGGAGAUUGGAGUUCUCAGAAGCUACACCAUGGAAAACACUUACAACGGCUGCAAUCAGGGAAUUUACAAGGGUCUACAAACAGGGACUCGGGAGCUGGAGGAAAUGGGAAUGAAGUUUAGCCAAAGUCUCAUCACCCUCAGUAGGAACACCAUCCAUUACAACAGCCGCCUGAUCCACAACGCAUCUGCCCUGCUGGACCUGGAUGACAGACUCCUCGACCACAAAUCUAAUAAUUGCAGCGAGGAUGACGAGCCACCCUGCGCAGAAGAGAUCCAGUACUCAUCCUGCAGCGACCUGUUCGGUGCCAACGAUCUGGACGCGGAGGUGAACGCUAACGCAUCCAGCGUGGAAGAGGAUGAAGGUGAUGCUGAGGUCUGCAAAAAGGGGCGGCGGCUUACUGACAGGAAAUCUCACCUCCUCCCUCACUUCCUGCAGCAAGAUGCCCUGGAAACUUUAGGCAUCAGGAGUGGACAGUGUAAUAACAUGGACAUGAGUAACAGAUACUUUUAUUAGGAUCCUCUUGUUUGUAUUUUCUGUUGUUUAUAUUUUACGUUGGUAUAAUGUAGUGUCUUGAGUGUUACUGUAGCUUAGCCUGAAAGAGUUCACUCGGAAACUCGAUAACAAUUUCUAUGAACCUGCAUUAUUUGGUUAUAGCACAUGAUUAACUUUGCACUUUUACCAUGUUCGUAUUAUAUUAUAAUACAAUAUAAUAUUUUUAUAAUGUAUUAUACACUGUCGGAAAAAAAUGGUUAAAAAUGGUCCCUUGCUGUCACUGGGGCGGUACCCUUUCAAAAAGUGCACACCUGCACCUAAAGAGUUCAUUAAAGGACCUCAUAGGUACAUUGGUACCAAUGUACACGGGUCAAUGACGUGAAGUUUAAUUUUUUUGUGUGUUCGUAUGAUUCAUUUAAUGUAAAAGGUUUAAAAUUUCAACAUAAAUGUGCAGAUUACUUGCAUACAUUCUCUAUUUUGAGGACCAAGUCUUAAAUUUCUGGUUUCAUUUCAUUUUGAAGGAAUAUUUGGGGAGUAUUUGCAAAAACGUCAAUGUGGUGUAACCGGUAUGUGUCAAUUUGUGUAACUAGUAUUUUUUUUUAAUGAAAAUAUAUUCAUAAAAAAUGUGAAAUAAAAUAUAAUCAUCUAGUUUAGUCUAACAUGAUUUUUUUAACAUAGAUUUUUACAUAAUUUGUCAAAGAUUAUUUAGAAAACAGAACUGUUUUCUACGGAGUCCCUAAGGGGACAUGGAGCAAAAAUUAAAUAAAGCUUAGUUUCGCGUGUUCACAUGAAACUUUCACGUGCGCACGUGAAACUUUCAUGUAUGCACGUGAAACUACCGCGUUUAGUUUUGCGUGCGCACGUGAAACUAUCGCUUUCACGUGAAACUAAACUUUAAAAAAAAUUCUGCACAUGAAGGUUUUGCGUGCGCACAUGAAACUAAACUUUAGAUUUUUUUACUCCAAUGUCACCUUAGGGGCUCUGUAGUUUUUAGCAUAUGUCCGGACAAUAUUACAAAAACGCAUUAAAAUGUACAUUUAGUAAUAACUAAUAAAUGUAUUUUCGUUUGAUAUUUUAAAAUGAUUUUUACGAUUACGCUUGCAUGCCAUCAAGGUGGAUAAAAUAUUUAAUAUUUCUCAUUCUUUGACACAAUUAGCGGUUACACCAUUUGACAUUUUUAGGUGCAUUCAGUCUUAACUUUCAUUAAAUUGUGCAAAUGUAAUAAAAUUAAAAUAAACACACUAUGUGCAUUGAAAUAUACCUGCCACAUGCUUUUUAAAAAGACAUUUGAAUUUCUCAUCUUGCCAAACCAUUUUUGUCACUGACCCACACAUAUUAGUACCUUUUUUAAAUGUACUGUACUGCCCCAUUGACAGCUAGGACAUUUAUUGGGACAAUUUUUUCUGGCACUCUAGGUUUCAUAUCUUUAUCUUUUACAUCUGUUUCAAAAGUUCGAAUUAACAUGUAAUUGAUAGAGAAUAAGAUAAAGCCUUUUUUGCCAUAUACUGUCAGACGACGGGCUCCGAGUUCGGAAAUUUAUCCCGAACCCAGAGUGCUUCCACUUCUUUAACUGGGAUAAAUGAAACUAGAUAAAAGGAGGUGAUAGGGUGUCACGGGACAGAGGUGAGGGACUGCAAUUUAUAGGCACCUCUUCACGCUGAUUGGUUGGAUCACGUGCCCAUUCUCCUCCCAAAAUUUGUUGAAUAAAUUUCAUAAAAUGUUUGGUCUGUUACUGCUUAAAGUGACAAAUGCAAAGUCAAUGAACAUUUUGACCACAACAUAAUGCAUAAAUAAUGCUGUUACAAUUAUCUGCAUUCUAAAUAUAUAAAAGUAUUACGAGCAUUAUAAAUAUGGACAUAGAAAGUGUUACCGAAAAUACUUUCAUCAUCUAUCCCCCUCAUCAUUUGUUCGAAGCCCGUAUUACUUUAUUUCUAAGCGAACAUCAUUUAAUUAACAACUUAUUGAGUUGGUGGAUGAUUCAGUACUAUGGUACAUUAUGACUUGCUUAAUAAAGCACGUAAUAAAGAGUGGCAGCUCGAAAGUGCAUGCGGCCCGCUGAUCAUUUCAGUCAGCAAGUAAGGAAUAGUUGACGACGAGCCAUUGAAUUAUUCGAAAAUAACACACAGCCAAGGUGGUAAUGCGGCACGACGUGAAGCUUAUACCACGGUUACCACAAACAUUACUCCGGUGGUUGUUUUAAGACAUUAGACAUGUCAGGUAUGCGUUUUACAGAAAAAUAAUCAACACCCAUUGAACAUUUCUCAACCAAUCAGAAUGAAGCAUAUAACAGCGACGUGGUAUAAUAAGCAAAUAAUCUAAUAUUUUGUACAUUUGGUUUUUGAACAACAAAAGUAAAUGAUGAGCGACUGUUUGGUUAAACUGUUUAUUUAAGCUUCAUACCGAAAUAUUUAGAGAGCAAGAAUCAAUGAAUGUAAGAUGAGAUUUUAUCCGUCACCCGUAAUCUUUGCGAAUCCAAGCUACUUAAUGUUUAGAGCAACACUUGAAUAAUAAUUCACUUUCGUGAAGUCGUGUCUCAUGCAUCUCAAAUUGUAGCAUAUUGAGGCGGUUUCACAGACUAGGCUUAUCCUAGUCCCAGACUAAAAUGCAUAUUUGAUCUGACUUAAAAACAUCUUGCAUUGACAUAUCUUAACAUAUAUUAGUGACAUUGUUGUGUGUCAAGUUGCACACUAGUAAUGUUUUCGUAAAAAUGUCGUAAUAUAACCAAAUCCUGGAUCCACCCCAUAAUGUGUUUACGACUGUUCUUACUGUUAACCGUAGUAGUACAGACAGGUACAGUAGCUUACCGGAGUAAUUCAAGUAUGCCUGUUAUAUAACAGGGUUUUUAUCGUAAAUAUGAUAGCACUGCAGAUAAAGUUUACUUUGAAUGUUUAUUAUGUUAGCAGUUAGUAAAUAUUUAUAUUUUUAGUAUGUUUCAUUUUUCCGUCUGAUUAUCAGUGUUGAGGUGAUAAAAAUGUUAUAGAUAUUUGAACUAUGACUUUGUUUAUAUACAGUGGGGUCCAAGUUUAAGAUCACUUGUGUAAAUCCUACUAUUUUGCCAUUUUAAUGUUUUGUCUGCCUGUCUGUAUGUUUAUAUGCAGUGUAUGUAUGUAUCUAUAUGCAAUACAUACAUAUAUACAUAUAAAUAAUUGAUUUUAAAAAAUAAAGCCAUUUGCACUGUAA